Molecule: messenger RNA, 1771 nt
Organism: Ciona intestinalis (vase tunicate)
Lineage: Eukaryota; Metazoa; Chordata; Ascidiacea; Phlebobranchia; Cionidae
Source: RefSeq, a predicted model, not a curated record
CAACCACAGAUGAUAGAUGCCCUCGUUAUACUGCUAUCAAAAGUUGAGUCAAUUGCACUGCAGCGGUAUUUCAACUGCAGCAGUGUUUUGGUAAACCAUCUACCCAUGUGAGUUUUUUUGUAAAGUGGGAACACUGCUAUGUGACAUAUUGACGGAUGAGACGGAAUGCGCAGGUCAUCGCAUGAGUUUGCGCGAAGUUAAAAUAAACACGUAAAGAUGGUUUUAAAAGGCUGUAUUUAAUUUUAUCAGCAUUUGGAACUUUGUCUUUGUUCGAAUGGAUUCAUUUGUUUGCUCACAGAAGACUCCAAACGGCUUGGAGACGGUAUCUACUGCUUGUAUAAACCACGCUACAGAAUGUCUCCCACAUGAACAAUCUAUUUUUGUUGAAUCUGUUUCACUUGAAAAGUUUGAAGCUGAGUGCUGGCCAAAGUUACAUCAAGUAGUAAGUACGUUACUUCAAGCUGAACUAAACAGUCAAACAAACUCAAAUAAAGUGUCAUUUCAAGACAUGUACAGCUGUGUGUAUCAAUGCAUAUGUAGCCGACACACAGAAAGAUUGCAUUACAAUCUAAUGGAGCUUGUUUCACUGCAUUUACAAAACAUAUCUGACAAACUGUUACCUGGUACCACUCUUCAAAGUAAUUGCUUUUACAUAACUGGCUGCUUAGAAGUUGUGCGGAAAUAUGGAAGAGCUCUGCAUGAGAUUGUUCCAAUUUUUACCUAUCUGAAUAGAGUUUACAUUACACCGAUCUUACAUUCAAAUUUAGAGGAUCAACUUUUAAAUCUUUUUAAGAUGCACAUUAUUGAUAAACAUGCUGAAAGAUUAGUUGGUGCGAUGAAAAAUGCCCGCAAAAUUUCAUUUUCUGUUGAACCAUCAGUCAUGGCAGAACUGGCCCAAGCCCUGUACUCAAUGAAACCUAAUUUACGAGUGUCAGAAGCUGAUUUCUUUUCUCAUUACAUUGCUCAAGCAAAAUCCUCAACCAAACCCAUGAGUUUGGAAGAAGACAUUGAAGCAACACGGAAGAUGCAGCUUGACCUUCAGCGCGACCCAAACUUCAGCUUCACAUGUUCCCAAAAACGCUCGAAAGAAGACACUGAAAUUGAAGAUGAAGAAUGUUCCUCCUCACUUCUAUCUUCAUUACUAAUGGGAAGCAGUUGAUAUAUUUUUGUGUGACUGCAAUUAACACUGUAAGCAAAGUUACAUUUCCCAUAAGUUCAGGUGCUAUACCCCUCACAAUAUUUAAGAAUAAUCCAAUAGUUCAAACUUGUUCAGCUCUAAAUUUUUUGACAAACAUUUGUUUUUAAUAUGAGAACCUGCUACUACACUGCUCAAGAUCUUAAAAUAUGUUGUUAAUCAUAAAUUUUAUAUUUGAUGUUACUGAAACAUUCUUUUCUUUUUGAUCCUAAAAGUGUAAACCAAAAUUCAUCAGUAUAUAUUGUUCUUCGCAUGCAAAUUAUUUUAUAUAUCGCAAAUGAUUUUAAGUACUGAUAAAAUUGCAAGCUUUUAAUUUCUACAAUUUUUUAUGAUGGUGCUUUACCAGUUGAGCGCUUCAUUUUUAUGCAGUGAAAAUUAAAUUUACAAUUGCUUUUGGGUGGGUGAAACCAAAUAUUUUUUUUAAUGGCCAACCUGUUUGCUUUAAAGAUACUUCUUUUACAAGAUUUUACUCUUUAUACUUAUUCAUGCAAAGUUAUGUGUUAUUAAUUUUGUAUUGAGCGAUCUAUGAAUUGCCCAUGUUCAUUGAUUUGAUGCACUAUUAAAUGCCUGCCAGUA